GGAAAUGAGUGCUUCGGGCCUGUGGACCGUGGUGGGAGGCGCUGAAAGGGGUGGCAUCAUUGUCCGCGCGGAACGAGGCUUGGACUCUUCGGUGGCGGCCCAACGCUUAGCCACGGGAGCGAAGGUGAAGGGCCUGGAGUGUUUCGAGGGCCGCAUGCGUUACGAGCUCCUCGAGGGCGAGGGCCCGUCACAGGGAUGGGUGACCGUCUCUCUCAAGGACAAGGACUUGCUGGUCAGACUCCAGGAAGUGAAGGGGGAGAAGGAGGCAGACUCCAGCGAGGAUUCCACAAGUGACGGUGACAGUCAGAAUGCACCGUAUGUGACCAGUGGCGACAGCGACAGGGAGAGCCCAAAGAAUGGCCUAUUGAGUGACAAGAUCAGCAAGGACGAGAAGGAAGCAUUGCGCCUUUAUAAUGCCAAAUUCGGGGAGUCGCGCGAUGGGUCGCGCCAAAGCUACAACCGCAAGGCCUUUCCCUGGUACCAGCCGCAGCAGGUUGCCAAGGAGACGUCCGACGAAGUAAUUCAGGCGACGGAGGCGUUCAAGCAGAAGCGGAAGGGCGCUUUUCGCAGAGAACGUCUUUGGGACGUGAACUCAGACGGUGAGGAAGUCACCCUGUGCUCCCGAUGUUAUAUGCCAAUCGGCGAGAUGGCUUACGAGGGAGAGACGAAGAAUACUUGCGUGCAUCCAGAGUGCAUGGCCGCGGUGGUCAUUGAGGACAUGCAGGAACAGGAGACGAAGUUCUUGGCAGAGGAGAAUGAGAAGAAGUUGAAGAAUCGCAAAGAGUAUGAUAUCGGAUGGCGCAUGGACAGUGUGCCCAAGAGCGGGACUAUUGCAGAGCGCCUGGGCUACAGCCCGGCGCCACAGGGGCUCGCCAGCCUCGUUUGGGACGAGGCGGCGAAGACUGUUCGUGUAGCCUCCACCCUUGAGCCAGCGGCGGCGGUCAACUUGGAGUACUUGGUGCUGGCGCUGAAGGUGAGACGGCAAGGUCGGCGCGAGCCCUUGUUCUCACUGGACCCGGUUGACCCUCAGAACAUGGAGAAGACACCUCAGAAGAAAGUGUUCGAGCCGGACUGGCUUGCUGGAACCAGCGUCGGCAAUGUGAUGUUCCAGGCUGACUACUUUCUGAAGGAGCUCGCCUUAGGCGAGUACACGAUGCCCAUUGUGGGCAUGAUGAGCGUCUUCGACUGGUCCGAAGUACUGGAGAUGCACCACCAAUGGACAGGUCGCGAGUGGUUCGUGGUGAAAAAGGCUGAGGUCCGUCUGGCCGAGGACAAGACGCUGGUGCCCUUCGUCAAGAUGGGCGUGGAGGCCCGAGAGCAGGUGCUGACUGCCGAAGGGCUCCGGGAUGCGCCCAUCACCGGCGCCAACCAUCCGCUCCGAAGGUUUGCAGAUGCAUUCACUCGCAACUUCGACCUCAUUGCGGAGAGGAAGAGUGUGGUGUACCACUUGCGCGAGCUGGCCAAGGCCUCCGUCGUCGCGAAGUUUCUGGUGGACUCCGGUGCCAAGUUGGACCAGUGUUGGCUUGACCUGGCCGACGAGAUUGUCGAGAAUAAGGUGCCGGAGGCCUUCCCUGAGAUUCCGCAGCUCUGGAACAUGCGGGGCCUCUCGCGCAUCCGCCUGGAGAAUGGCAAGGUCGUGGACACCGAAACCGGCUUAGUCACGAAUCUGCACGCCAUCUACGGUGGCGUGGAGUUUGGCUUGGAUCGCUUCGAACUGGCUCAGCGCCGGCCGGGCAUCCCGGUGCCAGGAAUGGCUAUGCAGCAGUCUCCGCUGCAAGGCAUGCAGCUGGGUCCUUCCGGGCGGCCCAUGUUCAUGCCGCAGCGAUUCCAGCUGAGCCAGCGGGGGGAGAUGCCACAGGGUGUGGACUUGAAUUUGGACCAAUUCAACCUGACGGAAGUGGAGCAGUUUGCUGGUACCCUCCCUGCCUGCAGCGGUGACGCGAAGUCCCUGGAAGCACGGGUAACAUUGGGUCGGGCCUUCUUGGAAAGCCUGCGAUCUGGCUUUGGCAAGGACGUGGCGAAUGACAACAAAGAGCUUUUGAAGGGAAUCUUCAACCCUGCACUGGCAGACAGGAUGGAGGAGGGGGAUUCUUUCGUUCCUCCUGACCCCAACAAUUCUUACAUCUCCAAGGUCCGGGGCCUUGUAAGCGAAGAGCAGGCACUCUUGAAGAAGCGGAAGGGCGCCUUCUGUGAUCGCUCCUUUGCUCCCGGGAGCUGCGGGCCCGAGUUCCCACGGUCCUGGACUGCCCGGUUCACCAUGGAGAACGGCGUGUCGCCUGCGGUGAUGAUGAAGCUGCGGUCUGCCAUGGUCCAGCUGCAGGUGGACGCCACCUUCCAGCAGACACUUAUCAACGAUGUCUUGCCGGUUGCAGCCCCUGAGUUCAACAAGGCCACCGAGGAUGGGGUCGUCUUCCGCAUCUACCGGAUCGGUAGCUUGGAGGUCCGAACAGUCCAGGAGCCCGGAAGCUCUGAGUCCGUGGCCGUGGUUUUCUCCACCCGUGCACCGAGCUGGGGACAUGCACAGCGGAAGGCCGUGAAAGAGGCGCACGGGCCUGAAAAGGUGGUACGCGGCCGCCUUUAUCUCGAGGCCUUGGAUGCCGAGUCAGCUAGACGACUCGACAUGCGCUGGUCUAGCAAGAGGUCGGACUACUGUCACUAUUAUGUCGUGCUGGAGACCGAAGGCAACAACACCAUAGUGACGGAGAAGCUGGCCGAUGGAAGUACACUGAUGUUCAUGAACCCGGAUGGUCUCGAGGAUCGCAACUCGAUGGCCAAACUCCUGUCCACGUCAGAAGACUGCAGGGAGAUGAACGUUGACGUGGCCAGGAUCAGGCAGUUGCAGAUUACCGGCAAUCGAAAGCUGCCGGAGGGCGCGUGCCCAUCCAUGCGCAAGCACUAUGCUCGCUCAGUUUUCGCUUUGGUGAAGCAGAAGGCUGAUGUGCCGAAGCAAUUUUCUCUGACAGCUCAGUGA
This is a messenger RNA of Symbiodinium sp. CCMP2456, 2971 nucleotides long. NCBI's taxonomy places the organism in Eukaryota, Dinophyceae, Suessiales, Symbiodiniaceae. The record is from the annotation of a GenBank genome assembly.